AUGGUGCUUUCAACGGCAAAUUUCACGAAAUCCCUUCGCGACAAGUCAAAACCGUUAUUGGGGUUAUUACCUACUGCGCAAUCGGUUUGUAGGGGCGAGGUUGCUUUAUUUUUUCCUGGGAAGGAAGAAUGGCUGGUGGAAUGGCUGGUUGAGCGGUUGGAGGAUGGGACAUCGUCGGAUGGUCGAUUAUCCCCAGAUGCCUGGAAUACCCUCUACGACCUAUUGAACACCCCAGACCUAAGCCUGACUGCUGCUUCCACGACACUGCGAAAGCACAAGUUCGCCGGAAUAAUAGCGAAAACUUUGUUAGAUGCUGUCGCGACAUACUCAAGUGAAGAAGAAGAACCGAUAUCAAGCAACAAUGACGCUGAAGACAUCGAAAUGCGAGAUUCUGCGUCUUCGACAAGCUCGUCAGCUACCGAACCUGGAAGUCCCCUCCUUCGCACGACAUAUGCCCGCGCCAAUCGUCAUAGGAUAAAACGAGAAUGGACAAGGCGAGGUCAGCAAGUUGAGGUCUUACUUUCUGCUAUGUUUAGAGUUGUGGAAUACCUGAAAGUACGGUUCGAAGGAGGGUCGGGUCGAGAUCAGACGAAUCCGAAAAGAAGAAGACUGGAUUUGACGACACCGAUUUUCAAGUUUUCGCCAGAGACAGCCGCUGAGCUCUGUGAAUCGUACUUCAAGCUACUAUUUAUCGUGGUCCAAGGCCUUGGUUGGGUCGAUGGUGUGGUCAACUGGACGGUUUUGUGUCAAAUGAUCUGGAAGUCGUGCUCCUAUGGGGUGUCUGAUACCUCUAAGCUCGCGUCUCUCGUAUCAGGAAAACUACUACAGCCUAUGUCCAUGAUCCUCAGUGUACCCUCCUUGCCUCACGAUAUCAGAGAAAUAAUCGCCGGGUUUCUAAGCAACUACAUCUUCCAACCUAUCUCAGCACCGAAAGAGAAACGAUCUGAAUUUCUUAAUACUUUUAAACCUCUUGCAGAUGCAUUUGCAGACCAAAAAUCUGCGUCAAUCCCGGAAUCUAUCGCUUUGUCGCUGCCUGUCAUUUUGGAAUUGGCAAUUGAGAAGGCAGAUAGGGACUAUUCGGUUAAGCAACGGCGGCAUGCUGAUGGAUUCGUCAGUAUCUUGUUGUCCUGGAUGCUAUCCACCACGAAAAACCAUCUGACGGUUCAUACCGAAAUUUUGGAUAUCGCCAUCAGAAAUAAGGUCACCGUGGAGGAAGCAGCAUUGAAGAAUUCAAUCAAGUUGGCAUUACGACAACCCUCUAAUGUGGAUUGGGCGGUUCUACAAGCAGUUGCUAAGAUCGAUUUAGACGUCCUACUGUCUACGGAAGGGGAUACGGUAUUUGAUAUGAUCUCAGGGAUAGAUACGAAAGUCUAUGGAGAGGGUGUUUGGCGAUUUAUCCAACAAAUCGUCACUGUUUCGGUGGAAGCCCGAGACCUAGAGAGCCUUUUCGAGAGAUGGUUCACAUUACUUGGCCGGGAUGCAGAAAAUCAAACGACAGUCUGGCGGUAUGAUCGGUUUCAAUUGCUUAUGGCAUCUAAUGUAGAAAUCGGUUUGACACAGAGCCAGAUCCAGAACGUCUUCAAGAAGUACUCGUCGUCUGAAACUAUCAAGAUUUCUUUGCCGAUAGUUGAUAGUAUUCUACGGGGGGUCACUCGGAUAGAGACGAUUGAUAAACUCGGGUCCGAAGGGUUGGUUAUAUCAUUAUUCAACGAUCUCAGCAUUAUUCCACCGAAAAUUGAUGAGAGUAAAAGUCAAUGGCAAUAUUGGAGGGUGCUACUAAGAGUAUUAGAUAUGUGGCCAGGGCUAGAGUUCUCCAGCAAGAUUGGAGAAAUCAAAGAUAUAUUGAUUAAACGUACAACGACACUCUUAUCUGGACCCAAGCUUAAAACAGACAUGGCUAAAGAACUAUCAAUUCUCCUUACGCUUGUCUUGGUAUUCCGAGAGCACGAGUAUAUAGACGUUGAGGAGCUCGAAGGGGUCCUAAAAGGAAUCACACCCCGAAUCAAAUCAACCAAAAAGGUUUCGUGGGAUGGCAACUUUGACAAAAUAUCUAGCUUCCCUGAUGUUGCUGUGUCUUUUGUCCAUACAAUAACGUCUCGCAGCAGACAGUUAGAUGAUAAUCUCUUGCGGGAAUUCUUCUUGUCUUUCUUAAGGAAAUCUUCCGAGGCAACCGUCGAAAGCAAUGUCGUGAGCCUAAAAUCGGCUUGGAGUUCUUUUGUUAGAGGAGACUCGAAAGUCUAUGAGGACGUAAAGGUCAAAGAUGUAUUCUUCACAGCGAUACUAGAAGUUCUACGGGUGGAAAAGCCUUCGGGCCGCCAGCUUUCCGCUAUCCUCGAUGUUUUCACUGAAUGCCCCCUAGCUACACUCAGGAAAUCGCAACGAGAAGGUAUUAUUGACGAAUUAUUCUUGGUCAUAAAGCAAACGAUAGACCCUGAGGAGCGGCGAAAGGUUCUGGAGGUUAUGGUUCGGCUAGCUCGGUUAUCGACCAACUCUUCAGCUCUAGCAACAUCAAUAGGUAGUCCAGACGGACUCUAUGGGCUAUUUAUAGCUAGUGAUACAAACCUCAAUGCUAUUACUGACCUUGCUAAGACGGUGAUAAGACAUCUUGCAGAAUCUCGACAUCAUGAGAAGGCAGAGACGCAGCUGUUAGAAGCGAUCGUUCUUGCCGAUACCAUGCUAGAUAAAACUGGGGCAGCUGAUAUUAGAAUUCGCGCUUGGUCGCAUGCGGUCGUGCAAGGAGUCAUACAUAUUGCAAAUGAUGACAAGGAAGAUGCCGUCAAGGAAAAGAUAUACUCGUUGAUAGACAAACUAUCCGCAAUCUUGAUACGGCUGAUCACGGACCCGGCGAAGGAUUCGGAGACUGAGGGCGGUUUACAACAACGGAGCCUAGAUCUAGAGUUUUUGGAGCCUUUGGUUCUCCUGGUCAAGAACCGUGGUGAAAAGGGUAUAACUGACUUUGUACCGGCGAAUAAGGUCGCAGGGCUUCGGUCCCGAUUCGAUUCCAUGCUUUUGGGUCAUAGAAAAUCUUCUUCGGAUCAGUCUUUAAUAUUUUAUGCCCGUGCCAUUUCGACAAUUGCGAGCGAUGAUGGGAGGCAGGCUACCGAUAUAGCGUUCCUACUCGCUCAUAAAGGCUUGUAUGAACCCUUCCGCUCCAGUUAUACGUCCACCAUCUCCAGACUAGAGCCCUUAGCCAUAUUUGAUCUCCUCAAAUAUGCCAGCGAUGCUGUUUUCCCAGCAUCUUCACAAAUACCGUCCUCCUUCUAUCUGAUUUUACAGGAUAUAUUGGGUAUUGCAGUCGCCAAAAAAUCCAGUGACGCACAACUUGACUCUCAAAUCUCGUUCAUUUUCUCUCAGUUGGCAUUAGCAGGUCCUGCUUGCGAUGAUUUUGAAAGUCUACGUGUCCUUCUAAAUACCACCAGUAUACUCAUUAAAGACAAGGGGCUCUCAAUCUCACAAUUAAAUAUAGAGGAAACUCUUGCAAGUAUUUCUAUCACGGUUUCAUCACACGGCCCGCAAUUCACUUGCACCAUGGCUAGCACGGACCAAAUCUUCAUUCCCACUUGUGGUAUUAUGGCAAGCAUUCUCAGCGGCCAAAGAUUUAGAAUCAAAAACCGACAUGGUCUUGUUACUGCCACUCUAGAAGCCCUCAUGAGUCUCCUCUUCAUUCCACGAGUUACGGGCAGGAAGAAGUCAGAUACCGAAAUCCACCCCCCUUGGCUAGCCAACGCCAAGAGCUGGACGGUAACCAAGGAAGCCGCAGUCUCAUACUGUCGACUACUAACGAUGCUUUGCGAUCCGUCUACUUCAAGCGUUAGGAUGAAUCGCAAAUCUGAUAAUCUUUCCUCAGCCACAGUGGCAGCAAGGAAAGCGGUAGAGCCGCAUGUCCCUGGGAUAUUGAAACGAUAUAUCAACUUGAAUCUUACACACCAUUUAACGCCAGAUGUCAGGGCAGCUUUGACGCCAGGCUUGUAUGCUAUGUUUGACGUUAUGCAAGAGUCUACCCUGAGAUCUUUGAAUAUGAGCCUGGACAAUCCAGGGAGGGUAGUAUUCAAGGCUUUGUACGAGGAUUGGAAUAAGUUUGGAAAGUGGGUUGAUUAG
This is a messenger RNA of Orbilia oligospora ATCC 24927, 4098 nucleotides long. RefSeq lists its product as uncharacterized. NCBI's taxonomy places the organism in Eukaryota, Fungi, Ascomycota, Orbiliomycetes, Orbiliales, Orbiliaceae. The record is from RefSeq and is a predicted model, not a curated record. Gene Ontology annotation, biological process: ribosome biogenesis. Gene Ontology annotation, cellular component: nucleolus. The transcript is spliced from 9 exons. The coding region runs from base 1 to 4098 and encodes 1365 amino acids.